AUGCAGAAGAAGUCGGUGCUGGACUGUAUGAUCGAGCCGCAAGGUUCCGCGGACAGUAUCACUGUGUACCACGGCGUCCUGGAGGCGGACGAGGCCGGGCGGCCACCCGACCACCCACAUGUUCAACACACCAAGUUCUGUAUGCUGGUCAUCGCUAAACAAGGCAAUAAGAACCUAGUGUACCAAGACACAGUCCGUUUACUUAUUCGGAGGAAGUGGAAGUCGUAUGCCCGGAAAAGAUUUGAGUGCGUGUCCGCAGUGACGGACCCCACACGCUACCAUGGUUCAUUGCACGUGGUACGAGCCGUGUUCGAGGUCGUGUUGCUGGUCAUGGCCGCCUUUACCAUAUUCACGGAAUUUAUCCAGCUUAAAAGGCAUCGACUGGAGUAUUUCCACGACGUGUUUAACUGCUUCGACUCCUCCUCUUCGAUACUUAUUCUGGUGACUGUACCUCUCCGAUUUAGCGAAAAUGUUGCACAAUGGCACGUUCUCGCGUUCGGGUACAUUAUCUGGACAUUACGGAUAUUUAAAUUUGCCGCCGUGUUUAGACAGAGCGGUGCUUAUGCCCAGAUUCUGUCCCGGAUCCUGGCCUAUGACUUCAUGCAGUUUGGUCUGGUGUUCCUCGUCAUCCUCCUCUGUUUCUCUGUGUCCAUCUUUCUUUCUCUCCGUGGAGACUCCGACCUUAACGUCCAUAAUGAGACUAGCACGUUUUGGGGGACUCUGUUUGUUGGUGUGCGGUCCCUGACGGAGGCGGCGCCAUUUGUUGAAUAUACAUGCGAUAAUGGAUACGGUGAAGACAUCAAGGACCUUCAAUCUGUUUUGGACAAGUGGGAAUCGCCUCCACUAAACGAGAUGAGCAAGUAUGUUCGGGACGUCUGGGAUUCGCUCGACUCGCACCGCCUGUCCCUCCUCACCAUCCAGCAGAGACUCGCCCGCCAGGAAAGCACCCUUAGAGACAUACAGGAGCAACUGCGCUGCCUUCUAUUAGUAAAUGCCUCAACAACAGGUGUAGAACAGCCACGGUUUUACCGCCGCGACACAGAAGAUGGACAAACUUCUGUUCAGCCAACAGGCGUAGGGCGGAAAAGUGGGCGGACAGGGAAGAAUCAAACUACUACCUCAAAUAUUACCAUUGAAAUGGACGAAAUUGAUAACCUGAUCAGUCAUUUAUCGGGUACCAUUCCAGAAGAAGAAAAUGAUAACAAACAGAACGAAUCUAAUUUCAUAACCAAGGAAAGUUCUAAUAUUGUAAGACAUUUACAAGAUAUAACAACGUAUUCACAAGCCACUCAACAAGACACUUACCCUUUUGGUCACUCAUGA
This is a messenger RNA of Mya arenaria, 1323 nucleotides long. RefSeq lists its product as uncharacterized. The transcript is spliced from 9 exons. Gene Ontology annotation, molecular function: calcium channel activity. Gene Ontology annotation, cellular component: membrane. The record is from RefSeq and is a predicted model, not a curated record. Lineage: Eukaryota; Metazoa; Mollusca; Bivalvia; Myida; Myidae. Bases 1 to 1323 code for a protein of 440 amino acids. Gene Ontology annotation, biological process: calcium ion import across plasma membrane.